This is a messenger RNA of Paraglomus occultum, 417 nucleotides long. NCBI's taxonomy places the organism in Eukaryota, Fungi, Glomeromycota, Glomeromycetes, Paraglomerales, Paraglomeraceae. The record is from the annotation of a GenBank genome assembly.
AUGAAAUGUCGCGAUGGGUGCGGUCAAUUAUACCAAAAAACAGUUGAGGCUUGGGGCAAUAUAGACUUGCCCGCUGCUAUAGAAGCGGCACUGCACUGGAGUUGGAAAAAACAGCUCAAAAGCAUUAGAGUUGUAUCAGAAGACUGCGCGGCAGUCAUAUCAGACCGCCGUUCAGCUAUUUCGGGGGAGCACAUCAGCACGGUUGUACGGAACAAAUACGUUCGGGGAAGCGCUGAACAAAUGUGGAGUAGUAUCGGCCUGGCCGUUCAUGCAAUAAGAAGUCAAUUCUCCGCGAUGGAUGCUCUGGUCAUUAUAAAGCGUUAUUUUACAUUAUAUCAAUAUGCGGCAGAUAAAGAAGAGCGACCGCACAACAACUUGCAAUCACCGUCAGUGAAACAAUACGGAGACGUUGAUUAG